AUGUCUUUUGUAAAUUAUACUUUUUACCACCUUAAAAAUAAAGAACCAGUUGGAUUGAAUAGUAAGAUCGUUCAAGAACAUCUACUUAAAUCGUAAGUAAAAAUAUAUUGUAGAUAGGUAUCAUAUUGUAUCAAUAGGUUUUUAAUAUUUAUGAUUGACAACCAUCAGAAUUUGAUUUAUUAAGUAAUUUUUUUUUUGCAACCAUAAAAUUAUUGAACAUAUAUCUUCUAUCUGUAUUAAUAUAAAAUGAAGCUAUCAACAGACAAAUAUAACAGUUUAUACAGUGUCUUAUAGUGGUAAACUUAUGCUAAUAACUAUCAAUAUUUUUUUUUCAAUCAGAAUUUGUGCGAGAGGGAUAUAUAUAUUCUCCACUAUGUAGAGAAAAAUUUAAUUUUUAUUUUCAUCCCUUCAUCACUGAAAAAAAUAACUUAUUUUUCCGAAUGGCCAUUAUUCUGAAAAUAUUCAUAUUCUAUUAAGUUUUUUAGUCAUAGCCAUUAUUCUAGGUAUAGCAAAAAGCUGUGAAACUGUUAUCAUUUGGCUAUUACAAGCAAAGAAUUACUAUUUUAAAAAGUAAACUGCUAGACAAUAAUGAUUAAUUGUGAUAGGGACAGUGGUGGAAACAUGGAUUUUUUUUUUAAUAUUAUGCACGAGCAAAGAUGUGAGGGAUAACUAAUUAUAAAUAAAAUAAUUAUUUACCAUGGAUAUGGAUAUGGUUUUUUUCUAUAUAUAUGAAUUUUAAUAUUAAAUAUAUUCUCAUAAAACAAUUUAUUUUUAGAACUCGUUUAUUAUAUGAACCAUUUUAUAUGGUGUUUUGGUCUGCUUUGGCUAUCUACAGGUUCUUACACCAAUUGCAAUGGAUUAAGAGCAAGACAAAUUUGAAUGUGGUUAGCUUUAAUAUUAAAGCAAAUUGACCAAAUUUAAAGACAAGAGUAUUAUUAGUCCCCUAGCAUUGUUGUUUUAAUUUUUAAGCAAAAACGAAGUAUGAAAUAUCAUAAUUUAAUAAUUAUUAAAUUUUGCUUAAAAAUUAAAGUACCAAAAAGGGGUACAGAUUAUAUUCUAAAUUUGGUAAUGGAUAAAUUCACUUUAGUAUUAAAACUAAUGUUACAAAAUUUGACCUACUAAACACAAAUUUGCUAUAUUAUAUAUUAUAUUAUAUUAUAUUAAUAUUUGUUGUAAGUUGUUAAGGAGAUAAUAGAUGCUGGUGUGGCGUCCUCAUAACUGUAUUCAAGAGAAAUUGUAGUGCAGCUACAUCCCUAUAGGUAGUAACUACUACAGUGUAUAAUAUAUAUAUAUAUAUACUGUGUAUUGUAAAAGAUUUUUUUCCAUUUUAAAUUGUGUUUGGCUAACAAUAUAUGCAAUAUAAAUAGUAUCUGUAUUUUGUUAAAGGUCAAUGAAAAAAUGUGUACACAUAAACUAUUAUGCAUUUAAUCAAGAGUUUGUACAAGAUGACAUUAAACAGUUUGCAUUGGUUUGAUAUAAUAUUUUUCAAAAAUAAAUACCUAUAUUUCAAAUUUAUAAACAUAUUAACUUUUGAAUGUUUAAAGGAUUUCUUUCGAGAUUACAAUGUUGCAAUAACCUUACAAACAAGUUCAAGUGGAUUUGUUGGUAAGUAUUUAUUUAAAUCUAUAUUUUAAUCUAACCGGCAAUCUACAAAAUGGUGUAAUUAACUAAAAUUAUUAUGCAGCAUAGGAAUGUUUACUUAAAUACUAAUUGUUUCAUUGUACAAAAUAAUUUUUACCUAGUUAAAUUUAUAUUUUAAAUAGGGCAAAAUGUAUUCAAAGUACUGGUUGAAGAAAUUCCAUGUACCAUCACAUCUAUGACAUUCUUUGAUAAACUUUUAGAUCCAAAUAAUAAUAUCGUAUGCAGCACAACUGACAAGGAUGGUAACCAUACCAUACGACAAUGUAUGGAAGUGUACAAAAAUGGCUUAUACAUGAAUAAUAAUUUGAAAAUGGUUAAUUCAGUUUUUUAUUGCUUAUCUGAUUAUCAGUGGACCAUGAUUAAAAAAUAAAGUUUUUUUUGGUUUUAUACUAAUAGUUUCACUAAAAUAUGAAAUAAAAUAUCUAGUAUAAAACUCAAAAAUAAACUCAAGAGCACUAGACUAUUAGUAAUAUUAGCACUAUUACUAUUGAUUUUUUAAUAAUAUAUCAAUUUGUUAGGUACAUAUAUAUAUUAAAUAUAAAAUAAUAAAAACAAUUAAAUGAAAGUAUGCUUUUACUUAAUAUUUCACUUGAUAUUUAAUAUCUAUAAGUGCAAUACUUAUGAGCUCUUGUAUUUUUUAUAAUAAACAUUUACAAAUAACCUAACAUACGAUUAAUUAAUAUGUUUAGAUGUUGUUUGAAGGCGAAUGCAGUGAAUAUUUUUUAUAUGAAGAAGAUGAGCGCGCAGAGUUUGUGUUUAGACUACUCCAACAUUUUGUAAUUGGUGGGCAAUGGUGUCAAGAUGACAUAGUGAUUGAACCAUAUUUGAAUGCAACAAAAUAUGUUUACAAAGAUCUACUCACGUUAGAGAAAUACAUAAUAUUAAUAAAUAACUUAUAUGUAUAUUUUAAAAAAUGUUUAAUCAAAUAUUAAUAUUUCAGUGUGGAAAAGUCUACUAGUUCUAAGAUACAAAUCUCGUCCAAGAUUUACAAAGUCACAGCUUUUGACUCGAAUGAUACUGUUUUAUUUCCCAAAGAAAAUAUAAAAUCUGUACCAUUUAGUUUUGCUUAUAUAGCUGUAAAUCAAAACACACGGACUGUUGUAUUGUUAUUUCAUAAUGUCGGAGAUAAAAUUUAUACUUGAAUUAUAAAUUCACAUAAUACCAACUUUUACCAAUUUGUUUAUAAUUUGAUUUAAAUGACUGAGUUUUAAAAUUCAAAUAUUAUUUACUUUUUGAUAAAUGUUCACUAAAUACAUUGCUUAUAAUGACUUAAUCUGUAGUAUUUUCUUAGUAUAAACUAUUAUAACUAAGUCACUAUGAAUUUUACAAAUUUAAAAUAAAAUAUUACUAUUACUAAUUGUAAUUAUAUUCAAUAUAUAAUAUGGUAAAUCUUAUUAUAUUGUUUUAAAGAAUAAAUAUUAUUUCUAUUCUUAGAUAACUGGUAAGUUGACACUUAUAUUUAAAUAUGACUAUAUCUAUAUAAAUAUUAACUGUUUAAGCCAAUAGAAUUAUUCUAAUUGAUUUCUUAAUGUAUCCAUUAUAAUAAAUUGAAUAUUAAUGAUAUUACUUAAAUGUUUUUUAGUACAUAGUUAAAAAUACAUCAAUUAACUAUUAAUAAACUAAUUUUAUAUUAUAUAAGUAAAAGUUCUACUAUUCGUUAAAUUAAUUAAUUAAUUUAAAAAUCUACAAAACUACUGUUUUGUAUAAAGGUAUUACAUGUCAUUCACAAAUUAGACAAGCUAUAAAAAUUAAAUUUUAUAUUUUUAUGAGAUAGUACUUAAUGCAACUACACCAAAAAGAAAAAAAUAACUAAACUUUUUUUACUUUAAAAUUUAAUAAAUAUGUAAAAAUGAAUCGAAUCAAUAACAAAUUGAUUCAAGAUUUCUUUUUUGUUUAAAUAGUGGGAAAAAAAAAUUAUUUAAAGCAAAUGCAUACAUUUUAAAAUACAUAAUACACAAAUGUAUAAUAAACUUAAGUCAAUAGUUUCUAAUAAAAUAAAUAACAGAAUACAGAACGUAUCAAAAGAUCAACUAUUAUUUUUUACUUAAUUGAUUUUUCUAUCUUUUGUAUAAUAAAACAAAACAUGUAUUUUAAACAAGAACUAUGUAGUUAUACAAAUACUUUACUAUGAUCAAUUUUGAGACCAACAUUUCAUAUUCAUUUUUAUUAUAUGUAUUGAAACAUAGCGUAAUAACAUAUUACUGUCUAACUUGUGGCUGAUAUUGUUGGUGAUCCUCGUUAUCCACCAAAAAAGUGAGAAUAGCAGUGAAAAUAAAAAUACCAGUCAAUAUCCCUAAUGUACCGGUAGAUGUAUAUGAGAACAAUGUGUAAAAGUGAAUUCUCGCGUACCAAAGUAAAGAUAUUAUCACUGUUAUUAAAGCAGAUAAUAAUGUUGCCAAAUUCCAUUCGCGUUGAACAGGUCCAGGUUGACGUUGACGAUGACGCCGUCGUAUUAUAUUUGGUAAUAAUGUUGGUGGGUGAUCAAUAAUAUCGUCUUCCACAGAGUCAUCGGUUUGCUGAGCAUUUGUGGUAGGGCGUGGCUGAUGUAUAAGACAGUGCACAACACAGUUAUCAUGAAGUCCAUAACUACUCAGUGUUGCUUCAUCAUCAUGUAAUACUUUUCCUUGAAAUAUUAAACGAAUAAUUUUAUCUGAUGAUAACUCAUUGCUAAAGUGUCUCCUAAAACAAUUAUAACAUAAUUGAUUUUAAUUUGUGUACAUCGUAACAG
Messenger RNA from Cinara cedri, 4369 nucleotides. Lineage: Eukaryota; Metazoa; Arthropoda; Insecta; Hemiptera; Aphididae. The record is from the annotation of a GenBank genome assembly.